Messenger RNA from Echinostoma caproni, 210 nucleotides. Lineage: Eukaryota; Metazoa; Platyhelminthes; Trematoda; Plagiorchiida; Echinostomatidae. The record is from the annotation of a GenBank genome assembly.
AUGAUGAUGAUGAUGAUGAUGAUGAUGAUGAUGAUGAUGAUGAUGAUGAUGAUGACGAUUCAUGAUGAUGAUGAUGAUGAUGAUGAUGAUGAUGAUGAUGAUGAUGAUGAUGAUUCGGAUGGAGAUGAUGAUGAUGAUGAUGAUGAUGAUGAUGAUGAUGAUGAUGAUGAUGAUGACGAUGAAGACGAUGUCGGUGCUCUUCUCCGCUGA